AUGAAUGCUCAGCAUCCUGACUACAGGAUGAGGUGCAUCCUGCAAGAUGGCUGGAUCUUCAUCAGCACCUUGAAGACUUUCGAAAAGCAUAUGAAUAUGAUCCUUUGUGACUGUGAUGAGUUCAGAAAAAUCAAGCCUAGGAACUCCAAACAAGCAGGGAGGGAAGAGAAGCAAGUCCUUGGCCAGGUGCUGCUAGGAGGAGAAAACCUGGUCUCAAUGACAGUAGAGGGACCUCCUCCUAAAGACACUGGUAUUGCCCAAGUGACACUUGCUGGAGCUGCUGGAGGUACAGGGAUUGGCAGGGCCUCUGGCCGAGGAAUCCCAUCUUGGGUUCCCAUGCCCCAGGCUCCUGUAGGACUUGCUGGGCCAGUGUGUGGGGUUGGUGGACCAUUCCAACAGGUGAUAACCCCACAAGGAAGAGGUACUGUGGCAGCUGUUGUGGCUGCUGCCACAGCUAGUAUUGCAAGGGCCCCAACCCAGUACCCACCUGGCCAUGGGAGUCCUCCCCCACCUGUGGGCCAAAGGGCACCCCCUCCAGGCAUGAUGGGCCCACCUCCUGGUCUGAGGCCUCCCAUGGGUCCCUCAGUGGGGAUCCCCUCUGGACAAGGGACUCCAAUGGGCAUGCCCCAUCCAGGGAUGUGA
Messenger RNA from Nycticebus coucang (slow loris), 642 nucleotides. Its product is annotated as small nuclear ribonucleoprotein-associated protein B-like. The transcript is spliced from 2 exons. The record is from RefSeq and is a predicted model, not a curated record. Gene Ontology annotation, biological process: mRNA splicing, via spliceosome. Gene Ontology annotation, cellular component: U1 snRNP; cytoplasm; U2-type prespliceosome. Bases 1 to 642 code for a protein of 213 amino acids. Gene Ontology annotation, molecular function: RNA binding. NCBI's taxonomy places the organism in Eukaryota, Metazoa, Chordata, Mammalia, Primates, Lorisidae.